This is a messenger RNA of Nicotiana tabacum (common tobacco), 3679 nucleotides long. Its product is annotated as aconitate hydratase, cytoplasmic. The record is from RefSeq and is a predicted model, not a curated record. NCBI's taxonomy places the organism in Eukaryota, Viridiplantae, Streptophyta, Magnoliopsida, Solanales, Solanaceae.
AAAAUACCAUAACGCGAACCAGCCCAGCUUUUUCAGCUCCAUGUGUUGUGCCGCAGCUUAGGCACUGCUUAGCAUUUGAAUAAUCUCCUCUUCUCUCUCUCUCUCUCAAUCAUUCCCCAAUUCUCAAUUCAUAAAUCCAUCCCCAUAUCUUCCUUCUGUUUCUCUGUUAUCUUCUUCGUCACUAUCAUCUUCAUCUUCAUCUCUGUUUUGUUUUUUUCUUCUAGAAAUUCGGCACACAACCCUAGGAAAUACACAUCAUAAUUGUUUGAAUGGUUGUGAUCUGAAAUUUUGGUGUUAUAUAUAAAGACAUAAAGAGAGUCAUGUAUAGUAAUACCGCUCGCAAAUACUCUUCUUCUGCCGCUUCUUCACUCUUGAGAAGAGCCUCUUCUUCUUCCGUUUCUAGACCAGUAGCUUCCUCUUCUGCUGCUGCUCACGCGCCUUCGUCUUCUUCACUCUGUAAUCAGCAGCAGCGUUUCUCCUCCACGUUCCGGUCUGUGAGGUGCUCGGUGCCGCGGUGGAGCCACGGUAUUGAUUGGAAGUCUCCGAUCAGUCUUACUGCUCAGAUCAGGACCGCCGCCCCUGCUCUCAACAGCUUCCACCGAAAGCUCUCUACCAUGGCUGAAAAGAACCCAUUUAAGGAAAUCCUCACUGCUCUUCCAAAGCCUGGAGGUGGUGAAUUCGGAAAGUUCUAUAGCCUACCUGCUCUCAACGAUCCCAGGAUUGAGAAGCUACCAUACUCUAUUAGGAUUCUUCUCGAAUCAGCAAUUCGUAAUUGUGACAACUUUCAAGUGAAAAAGGAAGAUGUUGAAAAGAUUAUCGACUGGGAAAAUUCUGCACCUAAGCUUGUGGAGAUACCCUUCAAGCCUGCCCGUGUGCUGCUGCAGGAUUUUACUGGUGUACCCGCUGUGGUGGACCUUGCUUGCAUGCGUGAUGCCAUGAACAACCUCGGCAGCGAUUCUGACAAGAUCAAUCCAUUGGUUCCUGUUGACCUAGUUAUUGAUCACUCUGUUCAAGUUGAUGUGGCAAGGUCAGAAAAUGCAGUCCAGGCUAAUAUGGAGCUUGAAUUCCAAAGGAACAAGGAGAGAUUUGCCUUUCUUAAGUGGGGAUCUAAUGCUUUCCACAACAUGCUUGUUGUUCCACCUGGGUCUGGUAUUGUGCAUCAGGUCAAUCUUGAAUAUCUUGGAAGGGUUGUCUUUAAUAGGGAUGGGUUUCUCUACCCAGACAGCGUGGUCGGAACAGAUUCCCACACAACCAUGAUUGAUGGGCUAGGAGUUGCUGGCUGGGGCGUCGGAGGUAUUGAAGCUGAAGCUGCUAUGCUUGGCCAGCCAAUGAGCAUGGUGUUGCCUGGAGUUGUCGGGUUCAAGUUAUCAGGGAAAUUGCGAAAUGGUGUAACUGCCACUGACCUUGUCCUGACUGUCACUCAAAUGCUCAGGAAGCAUGGUGUUGUCGGAAAGUUUGUUGAAUUCUAUGGUGAUGGAAUGGAAGGGCUAUCUUUGGCUGACAGGGCCACCAUUGCAAACAUGUCUCCUGAAUAUGGUGCAACAAUGGGUUUCUUCCCUGUAGAUCAUGUUACCCUGCAAUAUCUCAAGUUGACUGGGAGAAGUGAUGAAACAAUUGCAAUGAUAGAGGCGUAUCUCCGUGCAAAUAAGAUGUUUGUCGACUAUAAUGAGCCUCAACAAGAAAAAGUGUAUUCUUCUUAUUUGGACCUAGACCUUGUGAACGUUGAACCAUGUGUGUCAGGGCCAAAGAGACCUCAUGACCGUGUGCCUUUGAAAGAGAUGAAGUCUGACUGGCAUGCUUGCCUUGAUAACAAGGUUGGAUUCAAGGGAUUUGCUGUGCCAAAAGAAGUGCAAGAUAAAGUAGCUAAGUUUGACUUUCACGGGCAACCUGCAGAGCUCAAACAUGGCAGUGUUGUGAUUGCUGCUAUCACAAGUUGCACAAAUACAUCCAAUCCCAGUGUUAUGCUAGGAGCAGCUCUUGUUGCCAAAAAGGCUUCUGAGCUGGGUCUACAUGUUAAACCAUGGGUUAAAACAAGCCUUGCUCCAGGCUCUGGUGUUGUUACAAAAUAUUUACUCAAGAGUGGGCUACAGAAGUAUCUAAAUCAGCAGGGUUUCAACAUUGUUGGCUAUGGCUGCACCACUUGUAUCGGUAAUUCUGGGGACUUGGACGAAUCUGUUGCUUCUGCCAUAUCAGAGAAUGACAUUGUUGCUGCUGCUGUACUCUCCGGAAACCGCAACUUUGAGGGGCGUGUUCAUGCCCUGACAAGAGCAAACUAUCUUGCUUCACCUCCUUUGGUGGUUGCCUAUGCUCUUGCUGGCACGGUUGAUAUCGACUUUGAGAAAGAUCCAAUUGGGGUGGGAAAGGAUGGUAAGGAUGUGUACUUCAGGGAUAUAUGGCCAUCAACUGAAGAAAUUGCUGAGGUUGUUCAAUCAAGUGUAUUGCCAGACAUGUUCAAGAGUACUUAUGAAGCUAUUACAAAGGGCAAUACCAUGUGGAAUGAAUUAUCUGUACCAACAGCAAAGCUGUACUCAUGGGAUCCUAAUUCUACAUACAUUCAUGAGCCACCAUAUUUCAAGGGUAUGACCAUGGAUCCUCCUGGGCCCCAUGGAGUGAAGGAUGCCUACUGCUUGUUGAACUUUGGUGAUAGUAUUACCACGGAUCACAUUUCACCUGCUGGAAGCAUUCAUAAAGAUAGCCCAGCCGCUAGGUACCUUAUGGAGCGCGGUGUCGAUCGCAGGGACUUCAACUCAUAUGGUAGCCGUCGUGGUAACGAUGAAAUUAUGGCUAGGGGUACUUUCGCCAAUAUCCGCCUUGUGAACAAGCUGUUGAAUGGGGAAGUUGGUCCAAAGACAGUCCACAUUCCCACAGGAGAAAAACUCUCUGUGUUUGAUGCUGCAAUGAAAUACAAAUCUGCUGGGCAAGACACUGUUAUCUUGGCUGGAGCUGAAUAUGGAAGUGGAAGCUCCCGAGAUUGGGCUGCCAAGGGCCCAAUGUUGUUGGGAGUUAAAGCUGUAAUUGCUAAGAGCUUCGAGAGGAUUCACCGCAGCAACUUGGUAGGAAUGGGUAUCGUGCCUCUAUGUUUUAAGGCUGGGGAGGAUGCAGAUACACUUGGAUUGACAGGUCACGAGCGAUAUACCAUUGAUCUUCCAGAAAAUAUUAGUGAGAUCCGCCCAGGUCAAGACGUUGCUGUACGAACAGAUACUGGAAAAUCCUUCACUUGCAUAGUGCGGUUCGACACCGAGGUGGAGUUGGCUUAUUUCAACCAUGGAGGUAUUCUGCCAUAUGUCAUUCGUCAGUUGACUAAGCAAUAAGGGACCGCUUUGAUUAUUUGGCCACCUUUACGAGCUGCUUAAUUGCGGGAAGAUGACAGCAGAAAGAGAGCUUCUCAUUAGAGAAUCUUGAGAAGGGAAUAAAGGAUUUUAAAACUUUUUAUGUCCCUGUUGUCGGGCAAAGUGUUGUUUAUUUACUUCGGGAAGCACUGAAAAUGGCAAUCUUUUGCCAACAGAUAGCAACAUACCAUUUUUUGGUAAUAAAAUUUAUAUUAUGAUUGUGUUUUAGCAAGGAUUAUUUGAAGCUUCUUGGUGAGAAUCACAGGUACUAUUCGGUAGUUUAAUUUUUUGUUAUUUUAUUUUUCGGAUUCUGUUCUUUAGUUUUUUUUUGAAAUUGUGGGCUUUUUGCA